AUGGCGUACGGUGGCUCUUAUACCGCCUCGUUCAACCCGGCAGUGUCGAGCAACGAGUCCUUUGGAAGCGGCCUCCUCGCUUCGUCCAUUUCCUCCCUGUCGUCCUCCGGAUCCAAACGCAUCUCGCCCGUCUCCAAGACAUACCGCCAGGCCUCGACCCUGUUCUUGACGCGUCGGCUGCCCGAAGCUCUCAGCACGCUGCGUCCGAUCAUCACUCCCCCCAACUCGGCCGACGAUGGCGAGCCCGCUCCGGUGACCAAGUCCUCGCGAGGGACCAGGAUCAAAGUCUGGAGUCUAUACUUGACCCUUCUGAAUGCCAUCGUUGAGCUGGAGCCUGAAGAAGGGAAAGAUGCUUUUGGUAAUCAGGAGUGGAGAGCGCUGUGCACCAAAGUGCGAGAUGGAUCCAUUUGGGAGGAAGUGGUCAAGAAUGGAUACCACGGAAUAGAAGGAGACGUUGAUGCCGACGUGGUGAUUAACUUGGCGACUCUGUUGCUUGCGCAUGCCCGUGACCAGGCUCUGAAUCAAAAGAUGCUGGAAAACUACCUGGCCUCGUCAAACAUUCCUAAUCUUGAUUUGAAUGAUUUUACGGCGCCGUCACGUCGCUACCAGUCACCCGCCAGAAGGAACAACGGCGCGAACACCCCCGGAGACCUCAACUCCCGAGUGAAGCUUCUGGAGCUCUAUACCCUCCACGUCCUUCCUCAAAACAACGAGUGGGACUAUGCUCGUGAAUUUAUCAACGUUAGCGCUGUGCUCGACGACGAGCGCAGGGAGGCUUUCCUGCAGGCCUUGCAGAGCUUGCAGGAGGAGCAAGAAGAACAGGAACGACAGGAACGGGAGGAGCUCAAACGACAGGAGGAGCAGCUGCAGAAAGACAUUGCCGAGGCAAAGCGGCUAAAGGCCGAGAACGAAGAGAAGGAGCGGAAACGGCUCGAACAGGAACGGCAAAGCCGAGAGACGAGCGAGGGCGACUAUGGCAUCGAACAAACUCCCAGCUUUAGCGGAGUAGGGAGAGCCGAGCCACCUGGAUCGCCCCGAAACACCGUCGCGCGCCCGACUGGAAAAUCAAAAUCCAAGGCCGCAGCUGGAUCCAUGACCAUUACAGCCCGUGCUACCUUGAUCCUGACCCGAUUUCGACAGGUGUUUGAGAGUCUCGCCGGCUCCGUGACAGGCAACCCGGUCGUAAUCAUGAGGCUGAUGGUCUUCACCAUGGGAUUGCUCAUCAUGCUGGGCCACAAAGCCACGAGACAGCGUAUUGAGCAAAUGCUGGGAGCGUCUUGGGCCAAGGUUGCGGCCACUAUCGGAAUGGGAACCAAGGUCAGCUAUAUUUAG
Messenger RNA from Trichoderma aggressivum f. europaeum, 1332 nucleotides. RefSeq lists its product as uncharacterized. Bases 1 to 1332 code for a protein of 443 amino acids. The transcript has 2 exons. Lineage: Eukaryota; Fungi; Ascomycota; Sordariomycetes; Hypocreales; Hypocreaceae. The record is from RefSeq and is a predicted model, not a curated record.